Molecule: messenger RNA, 1248 nt
Organism: Beauveria bassiana ARSEF 2860
Lineage: Eukaryota; Fungi; Ascomycota; Sordariomycetes; Hypocreales; Cordycipitaceae
Exons: 1
Coding region: 1-1248 (415 amino acids)
Source: RefSeq, a predicted model, not a curated record
AUGGUAUCUAGUGAAGCGGCCACAGAGCAAAAUCAAAGCACUGAUACAAAGGAAUCCGUCGAGAACUUUGCUCAAGCCCGUUCUCAGCACUGUGUCGAUCCAGACCGCUUCCCUCUGUCUAGAAAAGAAAUAUUGCACGUUCUCCGCGUUAACCAAGAGGGGAACCACCACCUGCACAUUAGCACAUACUGCGCCGGUAAGAAAUGGCUUCUGUCCUCACGCAUGCACCAACCCGUCGACCUAGACCACGCAUCCACGCUUCACCAUGAGGAUGCUGGCAAUGCCUGCAACCGCACUGCCGCUGUCUAUCUGCUCCGUGACGAAUGGUGCCCGCGUGCCCGCUCCACUGAGCAGCCUCAGGGGGAAGAAGAGACUUCUUUCAUUGCGGCCGAGCUGUUCCGGUAUACGUAUCACCGCUGGUUCCGUCCUUACAAGAGCGAGGUUGAUCUUGGUCAGUUUCUCACAAAGGUCAAUGUGCCACCCACCGCCACCGACCUCCCUGUGAAGACAUGCUCCUUGGCCAUGGUUGAGCGGCUCAAGCGCUCACACACCAACUUUUGUGAGAGAGUCCGCGACGUCAUAGACAACGAGACACUUUGUGAGGAGGUGCCGGAUUUAUUUGGGGGCCACAAAUGGCGUCGCCACAUGCGGCCGUUUUGGUAUAUACAGCCCGUCUUUGAGGCUGUCAUCGUGGCUGUCCGGAUGGGCGAGUUCGACUUUGCGACAACCGACAUUGCCGAUAUGCGGACCCUUAUCGUCGCCACUGGGAAAGAGGCCAAGAGCGGCCCCAUCGAUCUGUCGCUCAUCGACGCAGCGGAUCGGCUCGAUUCCGUGUUUGAUAACGGUCGGCUGGUCGCGGUCGAGUCACGGCUUGAGGUCAUCCUCUCGUUUCUCCUCGACCUCGAGCAGCGCGAGCAUGCACUGGGCAUGCAACCCGCCCCGGCCAACCUACCAGUCUGUGACAUGGACCACAGAGUGGCUAUGGCGAUGAAGAAUCUUGGCUGGGACCCUGCUGAGCCGCUCCACGGACCCAGCUCCGCAUGGGUAGACACAGAUCAACAUUCUACCUGGACGGUAGGCACGAACAAAGACUGGGGGCUCAUCGAUAGCGCGGUGGAGUGCUGGGCGUACCAAUGCUAUCGGCUUCGUCGGCGGGCCGAGGGAGAGAGGAAGAGAUGGCUUAAGUAUCAAGAGCAAGAGACAAGUGAGAUGGCACAGACAUCAAAGAAUGUAAACAACGAGCGAUGA